AUGCUUUCCUUGGUUGCCUGCGAGCUCGUCCUUGCUGCCAUGUGUCUCCUGGUCCUGGGAGUCAACCUAUGGGUUCUCUUAAACUACCUCCUCAAAAUUGAUAUACCUCCUUCCAUCCCACACCGCAUGAGGUUUCGGAUUCUGUACUACGGUUUUCAACUGAUGGUGACAUGGGGGAAUAUAUUGGAGAGGCUGAGAAUUUGCACCAUGCCAAAGCUUUGCCAGAUUCUACAAGAUUUAAUGAACACAAAGAGGAACUGUAAAGUGGUGGUGACAGAUCUGUGUUUUGAGGAAGUCCCUGUGAGGCUGUUCCAGCCCAAGGCAACUUCUUCCAGUCCCAGAAAAGGCAUCAUCUUCAUCCAUGGAGGGGGUGGCAUACUUGGCAGCCUGGAUUCCUACCAUGCCCUGUGCAGUUUAUUAGCCCAGGAGACAGACUCAGUGCUUCUGGCAGUGGGGUACAGAAAACUUCCUGAACACUGUCAUCCAGUUGGUCUUCAGGAUUGCCUGUGUGCCUCAAUACAUUUCCUGAAGUCCCUGAAAGCCUACGGGGUAGACCCCUCCCGGGUUGUGAUCUGUGGAGAGAGCAUGGGAGGUUCAGCUGCGGUCAUCAUCAUCCAGAUCUUAUUGGGCAGACCAGAUCUUCCUAAGAUCCGGGCUCAAGUCCUGAUUUAUCCAAUCCUUCAGACAAUCAACUUCCAGUUACCAUCACAUCUGCAAAACCAAAAUGUCCCAUUCCUCACUAGAGACUUCAUGAUAACCUGCAUUCUUAGGUAUUUUUCCAUUGACCCCUCCUGGAAAGAUGCUAUUUUGACAGGGGCUUAUAUCCCCCAAGACAUCUGGAUGAAAUACAGGAAAUGGCUCAGCUCUGAUAAUAUUCCCCAAAGGUUUAGGAACAAAAUACAGCAACCUGAGUUUCCUGGACCCUUUAACAAAUCUGCCUACCUAGAACUCAAAAACCUUCUGGAUGAAGGAAUUUCACCCCUUGUAGCAGAUGAUGAGGUCAUUGCCCAGCUUCCAGCUACAUUGCUGGUGAGCAUUCACUGGGAUGUUCUCCGAGAUGACGUUUUGCUCUACAAGAAGCGCUUAGAAGACCAGGGGGUCCCUGUGACCUGCUACCAUGUAGAGGAUGGCUUUCAUGGAUGCUUAUUUUUGUUUGAUAAGAUUUUCUCUUUCCCUUGUUGCUGGGAUAUAAUCAAUGCGAUAGUGCGUUUCACAAAGGAUAUGUGA
This is a messenger RNA of Mesocricetus auratus (golden hamster), 1227 nucleotides long. Its product is annotated as arylacetamide deacetylase-like 4. Gene Ontology annotation, molecular function: carboxylic ester hydrolase activity. Gene Ontology annotation, cellular component: membrane. The record is from RefSeq and is a predicted model, not a curated record. The transcript has 4 exons. The coding region runs from base 1 to 1227 and encodes 408 amino acids. Lineage: Eukaryota; Metazoa; Chordata; Mammalia; Rodentia; Cricetidae.